Periophthalmus magnuspinnatus is the source of this 3651-nucleotide messenger RNA. It is a transcript of the gene stradb, whose product is annotated as STE20 related adaptor beta. The coding region runs from base 269 to 1555 and encodes 428 amino acids. Lineage: Eukaryota; Metazoa; Chordata; Actinopteri; Gobiiformes; Gobiidae. The record is from RefSeq and is a predicted model, not a curated record. Gene Ontology annotation, biological process: protein phosphorylation. Gene Ontology annotation, molecular function: ATP binding; protein serine/threonine kinase activator activity; protein kinase activity. The transcript is spliced from 13 exons.
GCGACGGGUGUCAAAUUAAAAGUCUUGUCAAGAAACUGAGAAAUGCUACCAAGUUUGGGGGUUAUAACUUCGUAAUACAGUCCUAACAUGUUUUUUGAUAUAUGACAAAACGAUGAAACUUUAAACUGGCAAACGUAGAUAAAGAUAUUUAAGGACGUUUUGUGAUUUGUUGACGAAAGGAUCCCAACGAACGACGUCUGCUGAUGCGACCAGCCUCCCCUCGAAUGAAUGCCAAAGCUUGGGAUAAAAUCGUCGCUGAAAGGACUCCAUGUCUUUCUUGGACUGUUCCUGCAUCUCCCACGCUCAGGUCCAGCCCAUGGACAUAGAGGAGUGCUAUGAAGACACCAGCCACCAAUUCCUGAGCUCAGACGGAUCUGAAUUCACCCUCCAAGGGCCAGCAGGGGGCGAUGACAUCACAGGGCUAUCUGCUGAACCGGCCCACUACCAAAUACUGGCUGAGCUUGGUAGGGGCUUUAAUAACCUGAGCCUGGUGCACAUGGGGCGACACAUCCCAACAGGGCAGUUAGUGGCAUUGAAACAGACCAACCUGGACGAAUGCACAGAAGAGGAGCUCUUACAGCUUAUGAAUGAGGUUUUGCUGUCUCGACUUUUCCGCCAUCCAAACCUGCUCACGUGCCGCCUCGUCUUCAGUUCUUCUUGUCAACUCUGGGUCCUUUCACCUCUCAUGUCCUAUGGCUCUGCAGACACUUUGCUGAGAACCUAUUUCCCUGAUGGUAUGAGCGAAUCACUAAUAGCCUAUCUGCUGUUUGGAGUGCUAAAGGCUUUGGAAUACCUCCACAAAAUGGGCUAUGUUCACCGGGGGGUGAAAGCGAGUCACAUCCUUCUGUCUGGAGAGGGCCGUGUGUACCUGUCGGGGCUGCACAGUGCCUACAGUAUGAUGAGGGAGGGCAAGAGGCAGAGGGCGGUCUAUGAUAUGCCCCACCACAGCCCCUCACUGCUGCCCUGGCUCAGUCCGGAGCUGCUCAGACAGGACCUGCACGGUUAUGGAGUAAAGUCGGAUAUUUACAGUUUGGGGAUUGUGGCCUGUGAACUGGUCAGCGGACGGGUGCCUUUUCAAGACAUGCCGCCAACUCAGAUGCUCCUCCAAAAGCUGCGCGGCUCUCACUGCUGCCUGCUCGACGUCGCGCCCUUUCCUCUGGGGGAGUUGGGGGGGCUGAAAGUGUCCCGCUCGGGGGUGGACUCCGGGAUCGGGGAGAGCGUAGCCACUGGUUCUAUGACGCACAGUGCAACAGCGCCCCCUACAGACAGACCACAGAGCCCCGGGCCGAAAAACCACUCCGCCACUCUGCACAACCUGGUCCAGCAGUGUCUACAGCAGCAGCCUGAGAGGAGACCCUCGGCAAGCACUCUGCUGACCCACGCCUUUUUUAAACAGGUGAAAAGACACACGCGGGACUCCUUUCUCAGCCUCAUGUACCCCGCCGUACCCCUCACCAGCCCGGACGACCCUCCUGUCUCCAGCCCCCCCAUCCCAUCAUGCAAUUCACCAACCACUCCGUCUGAAACCACUGAUGCUAUAUGGGACUUCUCUUAAAAACUCACCAAAAUUAUCCCAAAAAUCAUGAAGAAUAAGCCAAAAAAGACAAUCUAAAGAAGCAAUUAUGAGGCCUAAUUUUACUGUGCUGUUUAAACACUACAUUAAGAGCCAACUUGAGCCUUUAUUAUGUUUUUUUUAAUUCUUUUAUAUUUUAUUGACAAGGGAGUUUUUGACUGUGAAAGCGCUGGAUCAAAAAAAGCUGUUCUUGAUAUCAAUAAUAAUAUAAUAGAUUAACUGUAGUUGUAAUAAUAUUAAUAAUAAUAAUAAUCCUGUACUUCCUACUUAAAGUGCAUAUGACAGUUUUUUCUUCUACCUAUGUCAUCAACACUGAAAUUUUCUGAAAACCUAUUACGGUAUUCUAAUCAUAAUAUUAGACAAACGUUGGCCCUUGUUUACAUUAUGGUUGCUAGGUAACAGCUAUGAAAUUACCUCUGUGUAUGUCAUAUCUGCUGCCCUUAUCCAACCAGGAAGUAAAAUUAUACAUUUCACCAAAAUUAAAAAAAAACUAGAUUUUUUUAAAAGUUAACUCUUAAAAAUAAUGAUGUUAUUGAUGUGAAAUAAGUAGCCUAGCCUGUCAUAUGCACUUUAAUGAAAAAGGCAACUAUAAGUGAAGGAAAAACCUACUAUGAACAAUAUGUUGAACAGGAAUGCACUACAAUAUAAGGUGUGUCUAAAUUGUCAGCUAAGAACAUUUUAAACAGGGAUGUAACAAUAACUAUAAUGUCAUAUUGCAAAAUCUAAAGUUUCACAAUAAUAUAUGGACUAUUACAUUAUCCUUUGCUCUAUUUCAGCGGAGCCAACUUUAAAACAUGAUAGUUGUUUAACACUUGAAAAUCUUUGAAAUAUGACAAUAACGUUAACACUAAAGGCUUGUUGGGUGAGUUGUGAAAAAGUUACUUAGCCUUCCCACAGUCUUGCAAUAAGUAUUUAAAUACUGUGCGAUUUGGAUAUAGUAACAUCCCUAAUUUAUCAUCUGUUUUACUGGACACACCAUCUUACUGUGAAAGGUACACUCUGUAACUUUUUUAGUGACAUAGUGGACCUUUCAGCUACUUCUACUUUCUGGGCACACCUUAGAAAACUUGACAAACUGUAGUAUUGUUAAGCUGGUAAUUACAAUAGGCUUUUAUUCCACUUUCAUUCAUUGUGGUAGUCUAUAUGUUAGCUUUUCAUGGGUCUGUGUAAAAUAUGGGACUUUGGUUUCCUCUUCUGCAAUAGCUAAGUAUUGAGUUGACUGUGAAUAACGGUAUUGUAUUACGGUAUUAAGGGUACAUACAUAGCCUAUAGCCUAUAACUAAUAUUUUAAUUAUUUUAAUCUCUAUAUACAUGCACUCAAAACUGUGUACAAAAUCAGACCUCAAUACAUUGCUUUAAAGAUGUACUGUGUAACUUUUCAGUUUGGACUUUUGCAUCGUUUUCAUCUCCAUGGAGAUUUUUUUGCCUGGAAUACAGUAUAGCACUAAACACAUCUAUUGAACAUUAAUUACUGGGGGUUUAUUGCUCUGAAAUCCCUUGAAAAACAUGCAUUCUUUCCACAGAUAUGACCUGUGACUUAGCCUGGGAGUGUGCAAUGCUUGUCUCCAUGGAGAUAGAUAGGUUUAAUGCCAUACAGUGGAACACACUGACACAUUGGUGUUGGACCCUGAACCAGAAAAGUUGCAUUGUCCACCUUUAAUAAUGGCUGGACAUCAAAAGUGACAAAUUUUAAUCUGUAAAUAUCUAACUGUUUUUUUGAGCAUACAAGUAUCAUGUAUGUGUGAUUUUUAAGUGCAUUUAUUGAGAGCCUUUUAUCCAAUGGUACAACUGGAGCACAUAGCAAUAGCAAAUUCACCCUGCGUUUUCAUGUAGAAGAUACAGUCUCUACUUGUUACCUGUGAAUUAUCAAAAUAUGAGAUUAUACAUGUGCUUUGUCCAUGUCUUCAAAAAUGCCUUUAUGUUUUUUGAAAGAUGGUGAUAUCUUUGUAACUGUGACUGGUGUACUGUUAAACAACUGUGACUUGCAGUACAUUGGAUAUGGUAGCUGUAUGAGCCUUACGAUAUGUAAACGCAUUAUCAUAACCUAUAUAAAGUAAAUAUAAAUGAUUUUUCAAAGA